GAAUCGACCAAGCCAUACGCCAUGUCGACCUCCUCGCAGGCCGGCGGCAAUGGUCUCCCCUCCUGUUCCGGUUCCGCUUCCUCCAUCGUCGCCGGCGCCGUGAGCGGCUACCACGUGCUCAAGAUCGUCGGCUACUCGCGCACCAAGGAGCUCCCCAAUGGCGAGUGGAUCGACUCCUGCCCGUUCCAGGUGGGAGGCCGCACAUGGCAUCUUCGUUACUAUCCCAACGGGGCCGAGUCCAGUAGCACCGAUUACAUAUCCCUCUAUGUCGUACUCGAUGAUAUCGUCGGCGAGGCUGAGGCCGUGAAGGCGCAAGCCAACUUCAGCCUGCUCGACCAAGGUGGGAAUCCGGUGCUGCCCUAUUGCUGGGGAACCGGUACCAAAAACUUCUCCGAGGAAAACACUUGGGGAUUCAACAAGUACAUCAAAAGGGAUGAGUUGGAGAAAUCAGAACUUCUCAAGGACGAUUCCUUCACUGUCAAGGUCGAUGUCACUGUCAUGGGCGAGUUCCACGCACGGAAAGCACCAUCCGUCGUGGUGCCACCGUCCGACAUACACCGGCACCUCGGGGAUCUCCUGUCGAGCAAGGCCGGCGUCGAUGUCGAAUUCCGGGUCGGCGGGGAGACAUUCUCGGCGCACCGAUUGGUGCUCGCGGCACAGUCUCCGGUCUUCAGAGCAGAGUUCUUUGGGAACAUGAAGGAGGGCACCACCACUGAGCCCAUAUGUAUAGAUGACAUUGAGGCAGAAGUGUUCAAGGCUCUGCUUACUUUCAUGUACACGGAUACAUUGCCUGAUAUGGAUCAACAGGAGGAAUCUGCCAUGGCUCAGCACUUGCUUGUUGCAGCAGAUAGGUAUGAUCUGGAGAGGCUGAAGCUGAUUUGUGAAGAUAAGCUAUGCAAACAUAUCGAUACGAGCUCCGUGGCGACUAUCUUGGCAUUGGCGGAGCAGCACCACUGCCACGAGCUUAAGGCAGCAUGCUUGGUGUUCCUCAGCUCGCCAGUGAAUCUGGAUGGGGCCAUGGAGUCUGAAGGUUUCCAGUUUUUGACAAAGAGCUGCCCUGGUGUUAUUAAGGAUCUUCUCAUGUCCCACGUUGCUCCUAGUUUACUUGGGAAAAGAAAAUCAAAGGCAUGAAAUGUCAUUUGGAAUCAUCUGUCCAGAAAGUUACUAAAGACCCUGCAUGCUAUCUAAGCAUUAGUACUUCUUUUGUGUAGUCUUAUCUCACAAGGAUGUGAUGUACGGUGGUUCUUUUUGUUUGGUCAUUGUAUCCUUCGUGGAGAAUUAGUAAUGGUUCGACAAGCUAUGUGCCAAGCAAGAACUGUAUGUGCUAAUUAGUGAACUGUUAGUUCAGAACUUGUAAGCAUUUCAACUAGUUGCGCUUCACAUUGUGCCACAAUCGCUACUAGCAUUGCGCUGCUUUCUGAGUUCAUGCAUCCCUCGUUCAGUACAGGGCACUGCUUAUUUACCAGCUUCAGAUAGACAAUGCCUUGUUUAAAUGCUGGGUUGUGAUCCUGUGAAAAAGCAUUGGCCUUGUCCGGUUUUCAACUUUUUCUAUGGCUGCAGUUUGAAGUU
Triticum aestivum (bread wheat) is the source of this 1569-nucleotide messenger RNA. RefSeq names its product BTB/POZ and MATH domain-containing protein 1-like. The record is from RefSeq and is a predicted model, not a curated record. Gene Ontology annotation, molecular function: protein binding. The transcript has a single exon. The coding region runs from base 22 to 1131 and encodes 369 amino acids. NCBI's taxonomy places the organism in Eukaryota, Viridiplantae, Streptophyta, Magnoliopsida, Poales, Poaceae. Gene Ontology annotation, biological process: protein ubiquitination.